GAAAGUUUUGCAGCUGAAAUCCAAAUAAACUUUGAAUUUUCAUCACACAUUCGUUGGGCAAAAUCUAGCAACGAAUUUAAAAAAAAUUUAAAUUUGGAAUUAAACCAUUUUCUGAAAAUGGUGAAACCAAUUAAAUUAGUACGCAGCAUUUACAAGAACCAUUUUCUAUGGAGUCUGAUCAAAAGCUGCGCCCUCUUCUCUGUGGGUGUCUUCGUGGCCAAGGAGUUGAAAGGCCUAGAACUGAUGCCAACCGUGGGACCAGCUUAGACCAGCAUGCAAACACGAAACAAGUUAACUAGUUAAUGUCAACGUUAAUAAGUUCAAUAAAAACGAGGGGAAAAUGACAAUGUA
Molecule: messenger RNA, 351 nt
Organism: Drosophila obscura
Lineage: Eukaryota; Metazoa; Arthropoda; Insecta; Diptera; Drosophilidae
Exons: 2
Coding region: 118-267 (49 amino acids)
Source: RefSeq, a predicted model, not a curated record